AUGGCCGAUUUGGAUGAAAUUCGGAGAAUAUAUGACAUUGUGGACGAAAACGCAGAUGGAAUGGUGAGCGUGGAUGAAAUGUGUGGCUUCAUCAACAAGCUCGGAAUGGCAAUGUCGAUACAGGAUCUGAGAUGUAUGCUUAAAAAUCCUCUUCAGGAGGACCUGCCAUUUGAGGAAUUUGUGGAUUUUUAUCAAUCCAUCUUCAAUCAUCAAGAUGAUGAAGAAAAUGAUGAGUCCGAUGAUCUGAUCGAAGCAUUCAGGGUUUUUUAUCAGAACAAAGAUGGCUACAUUUCUUCCAACGAGCUUCAGAACGUGCUGUCCACGAUGGGAUUGAUUCCACGGGGACAAGAUUCGCAACAAUGCGUGAAAAUGAUAUGCAGAUUUGAUUCGGACUGCAAUGGAGUUUUGGAUUUUUCUGAAUUAAAAAAUAUGAUGUCUUCUAAGCUUUCUCCCUGA
Messenger RNA from Cryptomeria japonica (Japanese cedar), 456 nucleotides. RefSeq names its product calmodulin-like protein 3. Gene Ontology annotation, molecular function: calcium ion binding. NCBI's taxonomy places the organism in Eukaryota, Viridiplantae, Streptophyta, Pinopsida, Cupressales, Cupressaceae. The record is from RefSeq and is a predicted model, not a curated record. Bases 1 to 456 code for a protein of 151 amino acids. The transcript has a single exon.